AUGGAUCCACGGACACCUCCAGCUUGGCAGCCGCAAGCCAUUAAAUUCCCUCAUGAUGUAAUCCGGCUGGGGGCCACCCCUGUCAGCCUGGGCUUGCUCUCCCUCCAGGUUUAUGCUUCCUCUUCAGAGAAUGAAACUUCCAAAAAGGAGUUGCUGAAAAUUGAUGAUCUGUCACUCUACUCCUCUCCAGCUUGUGAGACUAAAUAUGUGGAACAGCCACAAACCCAACUGGAAGAAGGGGUUUCACAUUUGCGGCAUCUUAUGGAGCCAUACACAGCCUGGUGUCAGGAUCUUUAUGCUAAAGCUAUGCCAAAGUUAGAAAAAGCUGUUGAGCGUGGUAAAGAGAGCUGUGAGUUUCUCCAAAAUCCCCCUCCUGGAUUUUAUCCAAGGCUUGGUGUGGUUGGUUUUGCUGGAAUUGUUGGAUUGUUUCUUGCUAGAGGUUCAAAAAUAAAGAAGGUGGUGUAUCCUGCAGGUUUCAUGGGGAUUGGUGCCUCCCUGUAUUAUCCACAGCAAGCUGUUGCUAUUGCAAAGGUUGCUGGUAUGCAUCUGUAUGACUGGAGUCUACAGGGAUAUAUUGCUGUAGAAUCUCUCUGGAAGGAUAAUCCUAAAAAGAAGAAAUCUGUGAAAAAAAGUGAUAAGGGUGAUGCAGAUGGUGACAAGCCUGUAGAAGUCCCCACGGUUUCAAAUAAGGAGUGA
Molecule: messenger RNA, 696 nt
Organism: Tinamus guttatus (white-throated tinamou)
Lineage: Eukaryota; Metazoa; Chordata; Aves; Tinamiformes; Tinamidae
Source: RefSeq, a predicted model, not a curated record